CACGCCCUGCGACCCUUGUGAGGGUAAGCGGAUCAGAAAAUGGAUGGAUGGAUGAAUUGUAUUGUUCAAAAAAAGUGAUAAUCGCCUUGUAUCAAAUCAUUAGGCCAUAUCGCAGAACGUAUCAGAAAAAAAAAAUUAUCUUGACAGAAAUCUCUCUUGCUCUUUUCUCAUGUCGAAUCGUACAGGUGAGGUGAGUCACCUUUAUACAACAUUUGCUACUUGGAAGUACAUAUCUUGGGUGAAAAAGUUUCCAACGUGGAAAACGAAAACUAUAAAUGAGCAGCAUCAGCAUGUUUUUGGCACUCUUCUUUGGCCUUUGACUCCAUGAUUGCCUUCCACCGGCUUCCUCUCUUGUCACAUCAUAUUAUAAUGUGACAAUGGACUUGUCACUUCAGAACAUCAUGUUCACCAAAUGUUUGACCCUGUUACAUGUGAUGGACAGGUCAGGCCCACAAAAAACACGGAGGCCAAAAGGACUUAGGGGAAUUUGUUGACAUGACAGCGGCUCUUAAUGAGAUCCGUGGAGGCUCAGCAACCAUCAUAAAAGACUUGUCACUCCCGCGAUUCUGGACCGCCGGUGUGCAGUGUGCACAUGAAUGGAACACGAUGAACGGAACUCACGUCCUAAUAAGCCUUGGCGGCUAUAUCGAUGUGGAUAAGUACCGAUAUGUUUACUUUGUGUUCUUUUUGACGCUCUACGUUCUCAUCCUAUGCUCGAAUGGCACCAUUAUUUGUCUCAUCUGGAUUCACAGGAACCUUCACGAGCCCAUGUAUAUUUUCAUCGCCGCUUUGUCUCUCAACUCGCUUUUGUUCAGCACGGCCACCUACCCCAAACUCAUUGUGGACGUCUUGUCUCACCGGCAGAGCAUUUCUCACACAGGGUGUAUGUUGCAGUUUUUCGUGUUCUACUCUUUAGGUGGUUCAGACUUCCUUCUGUUGUCAGCCAUGGCUUACGACCGGUAUGUGUCCAUCUGCAAGCCUCUGCGAUAUGCAACGACCAUGCGCACAACCAAUGUCAUCAUCUUCUUGACUUUGGCCUGGUUUCUGCCCACCUUCCAGAUUGCGUUGGCAACUUUUAUUAAUGCAAAGCAAAAAAUGUGCCGGUUUGUUUUAGGGGGCAUUUUCUGUAACAAUUCUGUGAAGAAGCUUCAGUGUGUGAGAUCACAAACUUUGGUUGUUUAUGGUAUGUUCAUCUUUGUCAACGUUGGGUUUCUCCCUAUCUUGUUCAUCCUCUUCACAUACGUUAAAAUAUUUCUCGCCAUUUAUUGCCGUUGCAACGGAUCCUGGGAAAAGGCAGUGGAGACCUGUUUACCUCACCUGAUGGUUUUAAUCUGCUUCUCUUGCUUGGCUGCGUCCGACGUCAUUAUGGACCAAAUGGACUCAGAUGUUCCAAAGAUUGUUCACCUGAUCAUCAUCUUGCAAAUAUUGGCGUACAGUCCUCUCUUGAAUCCAAUCAUAUACGGGGCAAAGAUGAAAGAAAUAUGGAAACACAUCAAGUUGCUCUGUCACCGCGUCAAAUAAACGAAUUUAGAUGUUCAACCUGUCAAAAAAUAAAAACAAGUCAUUAUACAUAUCCAAUAAAUUAAGUCGGAUAUUAAUGACCAACCUUAUUUCAUAAUGUAAAAGGUUUUCAGAGUGCUUCACACUUCUAAGGUGGUGUUUUUAUUGAUAUGCGUUCAGUGCAAAACAGAUUGGAAUGUGUUUCAAUCAUGUU
Molecule: messenger RNA, 1714 nt
Organism: Hippocampus comes (tiger tail seahorse)
Lineage: Eukaryota; Metazoa; Chordata; Actinopteri; Syngnathiformes; Syngnathidae
Product: putative gustatory receptor clone PTE01
Exons: 1
Coding region: 496-1521 (341 amino acids)
Biological process (GO): G protein-coupled receptor signaling pathway; detection of chemical stimulus involved in sensory perception of smell
Cellular component (GO): membrane
Molecular function (GO): olfactory receptor activity; G protein-coupled receptor activity; odorant binding
Source: RefSeq, a predicted model, not a curated record